Paramisgurnus dabryanus is the source of this 4791-nucleotide messenger RNA. It is a transcript of the gene araf, whose product is annotated as A-Raf proto-oncogene, serine/threonine kinase. Gene Ontology annotation, biological process: MAPK cascade; protein phosphorylation. Gene Ontology annotation, molecular function: ATP binding; MAP kinase kinase kinase activity. The record is from RefSeq and is a predicted model, not a curated record. Lineage: Eukaryota; Metazoa; Chordata; Actinopteri; Cypriniformes; Cobitidae. Gene Ontology annotation, cellular component: mitochondrion; cytosol.
UGCUGAUCCGACUUGAGACUGAGAGAAUUCAAGAUGGCUGUCUCAGGCUUCAGAUGAGGGCUCCCUCCUGCUUUGCCCCGGUGUGUGAAUCUUUCUUGCGGUCGACUGAGUUUCAGUGCUGCCAGGCCCUCACUGCCCCUUUACAGACACCAUGUCAUCCACCUCCUCCUGUUCUUCCUCGGGGGAAAAUAGCCCGGAAGACGUGCCCCGAGGUGGGGGCACCAUCCGCGUCUACCUCCCUAAUAAGCAGCGGACAGUGGUAAAUGUUCGGGGCGGGCAGACCGUCUAUGACAGUCUAGACAAGGCUUUGAAAGUCAGAGGCCUGAGCCAGGAGUGCUGCGCCGUCUUUCGGCUUCUUGAAGGCCGUAAAAGGCUUACAGAAUGGAACACUGACAUCACACCCCUUGUAGGGGAGGAGCUUUUGGUAGAAGUGCUGGAUGAUGUUCCCCUUACCAUGCACAACUUUGUCCGUAAAACAUUCUUCAAGUUAGCAUAUUGUGACUUCUGCCACAAGUUCUUGUUCAAUGGCUUUAGGUGUCAGACAUGUGGAUAUAAAUUUCACCAGCACUGUAGCAGUAAAGUCCCUACUGUAUGUGUGGACAUGGAUACCAUGACAAAACGGUGUGGUCCCUCUUCAGAGGACUACCCUCGCAUAUCUUUAUCGAUAAUGCCAGAAGCCAUACCUGACACACCGCUAACCUCAGAACAUUCUGGAGAGGAGCUGCUAUCUCUUAGCCCUAAUUUCCGCUCAUUAAUGCGAGGCGAGGAUGGUCAGUCUCUCCAGAGGCAUCGCUCCACCUCGACACCAAACGUCCACAUGGUCAGCACGCUGGAUCCUAUAGCCGCUAGCCUAAUGGAGGAGUCAUUAAAAAUCAGCACAAUGGGACCAGAUACCUCUCCCAAACCUUCUACUAGCCCACCCCGUCUAGGGUCACCAGGAAGAAAACCUCCUAAAUCGCCAAAUGAGCCCAAGGAUCGAAAGCCAUCUUCAUCUGAUGAAAAAAAGAAAGUGCAUCGGGGAGGUUUCAGAGACUCAAGCUACUACUGGGAGGUGCACCCAGGGGAGGUGACCACGAUAAAGAGAAUUGGGGCGGGCUCUUUUGGGACGGUCUUCAAAGGCAAGUGGCACGGAGAUGUGGCUAUCAAGAUUCUUAAAGUGACCGAUCCGACACCAGAGCAGCUCCAGGCAUUUAAAAACGAAAUGCAGGUUUUACGGAAAACGCGUCACGUCAACAUUCUGCUGUUCAUGGGCUUUAUGACAAAGCCUAAUUUUGCCAUUAUUACACAGUGGUGUGAAGGCAGCAGUCUGUACCGCCACCUGCAUGUUACAGAGACCAAGUUUGAAACGAUGCGUCGCAUUGAUGUGGCUCGACAGACUGCACAAGGCAUGGAUUAUCUUCACGCCAAGAAUAUCAUUCACCGGGACUUGAAAUCCAAUAACAUCUUUCUGCACGAAGGCUGGACGGUAAAAAUCGGCGACUUUGGGCUGGCCACAGUAAAGUCCCGCUGGAGUGGCUCUCAGCAAGUUGAACAGCCUAGUGGCUCCAUCCUGUGGAUGGCUCCUGAGGUGAUCAGAAUGCAGGACACUAACCCAUACACCUUUCAGUCUGAUGUUUAUGGCUAUGGAGUGGUGCUAUAUGAACUGAUGUCUGGGACUUUGCCUUAUUCAAAUAUCAACAACAGGGACCAGAUUAUAUUCAUGGUGGGUCGUGGGUACUUGUCCCCAGACCUCAGUAAAUUAUCCAGCAGUUGCCCUAAAUCAAUGAAGAGGCUCAUCAUCGAUUGUCUGAAAUACAAACGGGACGAACGGCCUCUAUUUCCACAGAUCUUGGUGAGCAUCGAGCAAGUUCAGGAUCUGUUGCCAAAAAUCGAGCGGAGUGCCUCCGAGCCCUCUCUACACCGGGCUGUACAUGCAGAGGAUCUGAACCCGCUUCUUCUUCACACCACCCGCCUGAUGCCUCUGUGAGACCCCCGGAAACGCCAUCGUUCCAAACGCCAUCAUUCCCAGCACGGAUUCUGGAGAUCCUGUUAUUCCACACUUUUCCGAGAGCCAAGCUUUUUUGUUGGUCUCACAUAUAUUUGUGCACAAACUCUUCAUUUAUCAACUCCCCUUCACAGUUCCAAAAUUCUCUAUGCUGCUCCUGUUUAAAGCUGCUUAUAGAGAAUGACCAACAACAGAAAUCUGUUCAGCUGCUUUUUAACACUAGCAGCUGUGAUUACACUUAAUGGGUUUCGAAAUCCAGGCAUCAUAUCAGCAAUGUAUCGGCACAAUCUUAAUUACCUCAUUUUUUGAGGUGUGUUUUGAAAUGAUUGUGCCUUUUUUACUUUGAGAUGAAAGUAGCGAUCUUUUUUUUUUAUAGAACCUGCAAAUUUGGAGAUUUUCAUUUGAUUGAUUUAUGUUCCCCUCGAAUGAACUUCUUUACGGUUGAGUCGUUACUCGCUGUGAUUGCUCAGUUUAUGGGUCUCGUCACAAAGACUUUCUGCUCACAACAAUAUCACAGAUUUGUUUGCAAUCAAUUGUUUACAAUUUACAGUAAUCAUGUUUCAAAAUCAUCCGUCUGGACUGUUUUCAGCUUUUUUUAAUUCCGUUAUUUUCGGAUUGGCGAAAUCCGAUGGAAACUAUUGCUAAAACACUCACCUGGUUGUCACAUUUGGUUGGAUGUUCAUGUCACUAGUGCCCUUAAUAAUUGUGCUGUGCAUUUGUGAUUUUGGAAAUCUCUAUCAAAAUUUUUUAUCUUUGAGCUUGUGCUGUGUUUUGGUCAGCUUGACUGUGUAAAGAAAUAUUACAAGAAUGGCACAAAUCUUUAAACUUCAACUUAUCAUUGUGCUGUGUUAGUAGUGUAGUUUGUUUUGUACGUGUGCACAAACGUAUGCGCACGGCCGCAGUUUGACACAGAUGUUCAAUGCGCUUUACAACAAAAUGCAAUACCUCUCCUGUGCUAAAUACUACAUUAUCCUGUACGUGCGUGCACGUUAGUCCUACACUUAAAAAUUAUACGUGGUUACCAAAUUCAUGGACCCUCGCGUAUGCGUAAAAAUGGAACUUAAGCUUCCAAUUAUAGUUUUUUAUUUUUUACUUGUACGUGCACAGUCGAACGCACAGCAAAGCAUAGUUUAUUUGACUCGUACGUGUACACAGACAUAUACGGUGCACACAUACUAUUCUGAUAUUUUCGUGUAUAUUUUCGUCACGCACACUGUACGUAGACCCUCGCUUAUGCAUAAACACAAAAUGCAAUACCUCUCCUGGGCUAAAUACUACAUCUCCUGUAUGCGAAUGUGCGACCUUUGUGUAAAAAGUAUGGUCACAAAAAUUUGACUCUGCAUGCAUACUACACACACACUGUACGUGGACCCUUGCUUUAAAAACCGAACUAUACUUCUAACUUCAGUAAACAUUCACAAUCUAUAUUGAAGCAGUACUUCACUGAAAAAAAAGACUGGAUUUGCUUAAAAAUAUAGUGCAUCAUUUUUGCAUGGAUUUUUUAAGAAUUAUAUGGAAUUUUAAGCAAUUUAUUCAAUUGAAAGUGACCUAUGUGCAAAAAGUAUGGUUACAUGGAAAAGUGGACGCAAAAGGAAAUCCAGUGUAUAAUUUUUUUACAGUGUAGUAAAACUAAUACAUUGUGUAGUAUUCGGCACAGAUUGCGCAUGCUCAGAAAAGUUGCAGUUAAUUCUCUUAAGCAAUGCUUGAAUUAGGCUGCUAACUUACAACGGCUACCGAUCUCUGGUUAAGCACAGAUCAAUCUUAACAUGUUCUUCCAUUUCUACAAUAACGCCUCUCCCAGGAAGAACACCUUCACAACUUCAUUUGAGUCUUAUUUGUUCACGACGGGCAGCAGUAGUGUUAGAAAAUGCUUUUUGGUUUAUUACAUUAACUCAAAAAAGCAUUUGCUGUGUAUGUAAUAGCAAUAUUAAAAUUCACGUUCCUCCCAUUUACUGGUUUCAAGACUGAUUGAAACCUAAUACGAUGGGGCCUUACGUCAUCUACAUUGUUUUUUACGUAGUCUUAAUAUUUGUAACUUAUUGAUUCAAAACUGACAGUUUACUAAAGGCAGAGCUUCUGUUGUUAUUUAGCAAUAUUUGAAUGGGGCUGGGUACCCUGUUGAGCUGUACUCAUUCCAAAUAUGAUGUCUGUAGAAGACUGUGGGUGUUUCUGUAAUUGUUGUGAAGGGAUUUAAGAUAUAGUUUCAUAUCCCCUGAUCGACUCUUGGAAAUGGAUGUGUAGUUUUGAACAAACCUGGCUAUCUUAAUAUAUAGUUGUAUUUUCUUAUGUACUUCCUCUAGUUUUACAUAGAAACAGGGUGUGUGUGGAGAGAGAGAGAGAGAACAUGACUGAAGUUUUUCUGGGCUAUUAUAGAAAGAUGAUGUGGUACUCUUCAACUGUAUGAUUUAUUUUCCUAGGAAACCAAUCGUAAUAAUAUUUUUCAGCACAAAAUGAGGUCAUUGUGCAUUUUGUAGAUGGCAACACAUGCUCCUCUCUUUCCGUAACGGUUAAGAAAGCAAAAAAUGAUUGGCUUGUAUUUAGAAGGGUCUUGAUGCACAGCUGUAAACUGUAUGAUACGUUUCUAAAAGUGGGUUUCAAACCAAAACCUCUCUUAGCAAAUUAGAAAAACAUUGCUGAUUGUAAAAGUGUAAAACUCAUUAGAACAUAAGCCUUAAAGGGCACAUAUUAUGCCCAUUUUUACAAGUCUCAAGUGUGCCUAGAAUGUGUCUGUGAAGUUUCAGCUCAAAAUACCCCACCGAUGAUUUGUAAGGGUAUGUCCAAAAUGUCUACAGUUCAUGUUUGUACCU